GAGCGAGCUGCCAUGCGGUUCUCACGUGGCGUCGUGAAACUGCCCGUCAAACAAAUCUACCUGUACCUCGUGAUUUUCUCCACCACUCUAUACGUCUGCUUGCAGAUCGCCAAUCAUCAAAACUCUAGGUCCCUCCCUCUGUGUCAAUCAACCCAUCGCGAUGAAUUUCCCGGGAGUGCGCAUAUCAGGACGCGGAAACACUCCGCGUGCACCCGGCUCGUGUACAGGAAGCCGAACGAUUGCCCGGAUUGUUUUCGACCCUACGUCCCAACCCUAAGCCGCCAGCUGAGGCAAGUGGACCCAAAGAACUGUUCUUCUAAGAAACAGCCCCAGUUCUUCCAGCACGUCCAAGAAGCACAACAGACACUGAUAACAGAUGCCGUGGUGUCGCCAACAGCCGCGUGCGGCAAAGCAUGUCCGUACCUGAUUGUCCUCGUUCCAACUUCCGCGGCUUCGACCUCCGAUCGCAAUAUCAUACGUGCCACGUGGGCGAGCGUCGCCAAAACGAGACUCUGGCCCUACGCGACGGUCAACGCCGACGUUCACGUCAUCUUCGUCACGGCGUACCCGACGUCACUCCCGACCGACGAUUUCAGUAAGGACGGCGUGCUGCCCGAGGAUUUGAACGCACGCCCUUCGUUGAUCAAUCUGAUGCCUUUGCGCAACGAGGCCGAUCAACACGGGGAUAUCCUGUUCCUGGACAUGGUGGAUUCGACCCACAAUCUUACAUUGAAGCUGUUGUCUGGUUUCCUAUGGGUCAAACUCCACUGCACUCGCACCAAGUUCGUGCUCAAGGCUGAUAUGGACACUUUUGUCAACAUCCCACUCCUCUUGGAUCUCCUCAUCGCCAACGAAGGGGGUUUGCUGUCCUCCGUUAUUGGCCACGCAUGCUUCACAUAUUUAGAGAAUCACAUGGGUAAGUCAAGCGCAGAUCCGUCGCUGCGUGGGUCGCGCGACCAUUGCGGCUCCAAGCAGUGUUUCUUUCAAACAAUGUCUUCGGAGGUGGGGUGAAAAAAAAGGAGGAGUGGGGCGUAAAGAAAAGGAAUCUUGUCCCCUGGCGCCAAACAGUAUAGCUACGCAUGUAGAAGUGGUGUAGAAAUAUCAGUGGAUAAGGUGAUCCAUACAGGUGUUAGCUUUUCAGUUAAUGGAGUAGCGGCAUAGUCAAACAACUGCAGAGUUUCUUUCGUGACAGGGAGCGCAGCAAACAUUUUCCCACCCAGGUUGGCACCAAUGUUCCCUUUUAGCUGCGUGGUUGCGCGACCGCGCAGCUAUUUCACAGACGCCGCGCAGCUGUUUUGAGUGUCCGAGCAGCAAAUUUCCAUGCAAGUGUGUGUUUGCGUUUGUGGGUGGUCAAAUUUUGCACACACAAAAAUUGAUACGGUAAAAUUUUGCACACAACCGUAUGAUUUUGCACACGAACAGGCAAACCUAAGAGGGAACAUUGGUUGGCACUAACACUAGCUACGCCACUAGGAGUGUAUCAAUCGACAUCAAUAAUUGGCGAUACUUUUUUUAUUGAGAAUAAGGGCACAACUCCUCCACAGAAUUUUUUUUUAUUAUUUAAAAAUAAAGAGGGGUUUUCUGCAGUAUAUUUAGAAUUCAGACAGCCCAGUACCAUAAAUGAACUGAAAUCAUCCCGGUAUGAUGCUCCCCAAGGUAGACAUUUGGCACAAGCCAAGGUUCAAUCCGUGUAAUGUCACAGUGAUCGGCGAAUGGGAAGGGGCCCAAAAGAAAUUGAGGGUACCCAAGACUCUCGAAAAAAAAGUUAGGGCAGGGAUCCCCUGAGAAAUAUUUGAUGCAUUCAAAAUACAGGGAUACAUUUUGGCGCAUAAUUGAUUUCGCUGGUUCUUUCAGACAUUCUGGGUUAGGGCAUUUAAGACUUUCGGGCGAGAGCGCCAAAAUUAGAAAUAAUAAUGAGCAGGGACAUUUCUAACUCCACCCCAGCCAAACGUGAACUUAAGUCAUUCCAGUAAUGGCGCCCUUGGGGGUAUCCUUUUUGCCCUAGCUUAGUCCUGCCCCUUAACUCUUUAUAGUCCCCCAGAAAACUUUGAUCACUUCAAAAUGCAAGAGUGCAUUUUAGCACAUACUCGAAUAAUUUUGCUUUGCAUCAUUCAACACUUAAUCGGAGAGACGCGUAAGAGAUUGUAGUUAAAUAGUUAGACGUCACUUGACCCCAGAGCCGCCGGUUUGGCCGUGCAACUCCUACAGCUGCUGGGAGCAUCGGGCAUUUUAGGUGGGGCUUAAAGUUGUGAUGUGCGCACCUUUUUUUAAACAAGGACUAAACAAAAAAGAGGCAUGGGGCCCCGAAAAGUAAAGCGACGGCUCUGCUUGACCUGCAAGUGUUAUGCAAUUUUUGUUUUGGUUAUAUUACUAAAUAGUAAUUUUUUUUGUUCUAAAUUUAAACUAUUUUUGGGGUAAACUGCUUAAUUAAUAAAUGAGUUUUCAAAAAAAAAAAAAAAAAAAAAUUGGUUCCAUCAUAAAAAGCUCUGCUAACACCAUCUUAUAUUUUGAAAGAUUGUUCUAAAUUUAAAAUAUUUUUGGGGUAAAAUACUUAAUUAAAAAAUGAGUUUUAAAAAAAAAAAAAAAAAAAAAAUUGGUUCCAUCAUAAAAAGCUCUGCUAACACCAUCUUAUAUUUUGAAAGCAAAAGAAAAGUAAACAAGUUUUUCUGAAGUCAAAGUGAAAAUAAUAAUGUUUUAUAGAAAGAUCCAUAUAUUUUUAUGGUUUUUUUUAUACUGGUAUAUGAAUAGCAUAAGUAUAUUAAUAAUAUUUGAGAUGUUCACAAAAGACGUCAUAUAUUUAUUAAUGUGUGAUUUUAUUUGAGGGAAAUCGUAAACAAAUUUAAUAUAUAUUUCUCAAUAUUCCAUCCAUUCCUGUGGCGCUACAGCCCAUGUAGCCCUCACCACUUCCUUCCACUCCGACCUAACUAAUGCCUUUCUUUUUCCAUGCUUGGACUUUCAGCUGUUGUAGAUCUUUUUCCACAUCAUCCAUCUAUCUAAGCCUAGGUCUGCCUUUGAGCCUUUUCCCUCUGGGGUAUUGGUGAUGCACCCUCUUCGUUCCUCUGUCAUUUGGCAUUCUCUCUAAGUGUCCUUCCCAGCGUAGCCUGCCUCUUUUUAUUUCUGCUACUAUCGUAGGAUCCUGAUAUAGACUGUACAAUUCAUGGUUGUUUCGUAUUUUCCAUCCAUAUUCAUCCUUUCUUGGUCCAUAUUUUCCAUCCAUAUUCAUCCUUUCUUGGUCCAUAUAUUUGCCUGAGAACUUACCUCUCCCAUGUGUUUAAUAGGUUUUCUGCUGUUUUUGUUAGGUUCCAAGUUUCACUUGCAUAUGUUACAAUUGGUCUGAUUACAGUUUUAUGAAUAGUUUUCUUUGUUUCUCUUGAAAAUGUUUUUACUUUUGAGUAUUUUCUGACUACUGAAGAAUGCCCUGUUUCCGGCUGAUAUUCUUUAUUUUAUUUCUGUUAGUAAUUCGUUUCUUUCAUUUAAUAAAGAUCCUAGGUAUUUGAAUUGAUUUACUUUUUCAAAAGUCUGGUUUCUAAUUUUAAUUGCUUCAUCUGUUUGUUCCUCUCUUAUCAUUGUCAUGUAUUUUGUUUUUUGUUUGUUAGCUUCCAGCCCUGCUGGUAGUGAUGCGUCUUUAAUACUUUUUGAUAUGUCCUUAAUACUUUUCUCUAGCAGUGCUAUGUCAUCAGCAUAUGCCAGAUACUGAAGUGGUUGGUUGUAGAGUGUGCCCGUUGGUUGUGGGUUUUGAGUUUCCCUCAUAAAGUUUCCUUUUAUCGUUCUUCGAUUGUCAAUGUGUAUGUUUCUCAUAACUCUUUCUCUCUCUCUAAUGUAGGUUAAAAAGCAAACAAGACAGUGAGUCUCCCUGUCUUAUGCCCCGUCUAAUCUGAAAUUCCCUUUAAUAUUCUCCUUAAAUCUUGAUUUUGCUUUUUGCGUUGUUUUGUGUUACAUGUAUUAGUCUUGUCAGUUUGUUGGGUAUCCCAAAAUCCUGCAGAGUCUCAUAUAGAUAUUUUCUUCUGAUGCUGUCAUGGGCCAUUUUAUAGUCCACAUAGAGUUGAUGUACUGGUAUAUUAAAUUCAUAGGAUUUCUCUAAUAGGCAUCUGAUGGUGCAAAUCUGAUCAGUCGUUUAUCUGUUAGACCUGAAUCCCCAUUGGUAAUCACCUAGUAUUUCUUCAGUGUAAGGGUGUAGUCUUUUUGCAAUAAGCUUCGUCAGUAUUUUGUAUGUAACAUUUAAUAGAGAGAUUCCUCUGUAGUUUGUGCACUGAAGUUUGGAGCAUUUCUUGUGUAUUGGGGUUAUUAAUGCUGUUUCCCAUUCUGUUGGGAUUUUCUCUUCUUGCCAAAUUUUAGUUAUAAGUUUAUGUAGCUGACUGUGUAAUUGUGUAAUUCUUUUCCUCCAUAUUUAAUCAGUUCUGCUGUGAUAUGGUCUUGUCCGGGAUCUUUGUGAUUUUUCAUGUAAUUAAUUACAUCUUUGGUUUCUUCGAGGGUUUGGAAUUGUAUAAAAGGGUCUGGUCCUCCCUGUGGGGGUUGGUAAUCUUCUUCUUGUCUAUUGUCUGCAUUCAGUAUGUCCUCAAAAUAUUCAGCCCACCUCUCCAGUACUUUACCCAAUGCUCCAGUACUUUUCCCCCAAUAUUCAGUUGAUUGACAUGUUCAGUUGGAAUUUCAAAAAGAUAUAACUUUCUUCAAAUAAAUUAUAUAUUGCCUCUUCGAUAUACUUAAACACAUUUUUUUUUUAAAUCCACAAAAUUUACUUUUAAUUUUAAUUGAAAAUUAGGAAAGAGUUUUUUUUCUAAAACUAGUAGCCAAGAUUUAAAAAAAAAAAAAGUUAAAUGAAUUGGGAUGAUCAUCGAAAUUCUAAUUCCCAUGAAAGAGAUGGUUUUCUUUAAGCUUUCUACAGGAUUCGCAUCGAAAAGUAAGUUAAAGCUUGAAAAUACCUGAAAAUAGCUUGGGAGGGUGGUUUAUUAUUUUGAUAUUAGAAAGAGAAAGGCAGUCGGCAAUUUAAUAAACUAAAGUUAAACAUUUAAAAAAAUCCUCAUUUAGGAAACAAUGUUACAAGUGUGGUGCAUCGAAAGAAAAUUUGAACGCGUUCGCUUUAGUAAUAAUUGGUGAGACGUGCACUAUUUAAAAUAAUCUGGAAAUGUUUCAUCCGGUCUCCGUCAGCCGUGUUUUCAGGCACCGAUCUAUGGCUCUAUCAUUUCAACCAAUGCAUUCACAUGUUGUGGAUUAUCUCUAACAGAAUGACAUUUUUUAAAUUCCACAGGCUCGGCUUACGUCAUAUCCUCAGAUGUUUUGACCUCAAUGCUAAGUGUUUCCAAACAAGUCAAGAGGGUGUACACUGACGAUCAGUACAGUGACCCGAUUACAGCAGACUCCUACAUCACAGGAUAUCUGCAGACAAUAAUCGGCUAUACCGUCUUGGUCCUCGAGGACUUCUUCGCGUCAGCCGACGAUAAAGUCACGGCCAUCUGUGACGUCAUCGAAGACCGGAAGAUCUUAGGGAAAGUUACCUCCGUCCCUGACAUGUACAGAAUAUGGUGGGGAUUUUUCCGGUUUUACGCCAAAUGUGGGAAUGAAGACGCCCCUGAGAAGGUCAAAUAACCCUGUAGCAAACCUGGGACUGAGUUUUUUUUUUUGGAUAACGACAAUGGUUCUUGAUUCUUCUUCAAUGAUUGACAAGCGUCAUUUGUUGGGUGAUUGACCUAAAUCCGCUACAGUUACAUUUACAACUGCAUAUUUAGAGCACAUUGGACUAACGCAGUCAAAUAAAAUGAUUUUUAAGAUCUACCUACCAGAUUUGUCAAAAUGCAUAGACCAGGUAGAUUAAUUUCCGAUGCCGCAGUUUAAUUAUUUUUCACUUAUGGUGAGAAUUUUU
Molecule: messenger RNA, 5857 nt
Organism: Lymnaea stagnalis (great pond snail)
Lineage: Eukaryota; Metazoa; Mollusca; Gastropoda; Lymnaeidae
Source: the annotation of a GenBank genome assembly